GGCUGCAUGUCUAGAAUAGGCCCAACGCGAGCUAACGGUGCGGGUUGCCCCAUUGCAGCUUACCUAGGCCCUCUCGUUUCCUCCCUCUCUCUUCUCUCUCUUCUUCUCCUCCACUUUCUCUCCCACUCGCAGCCGCUACGGAACCUUUCACAGACGACAUUCACCGCACACCAUAGUCACCUCUCCAGCUGCUCUCUGUGCCCCCUUGGUCUCCUGCUGUCAUCCUUCUUUCUCCUCUUCCUUUCUCCUCCUCUCCUACCUUUCUCCAACUCUUCCACCCCCCCUCUCUCAUCGACUUCUUUUUUUUUUUUUUCUAAUUAUCACAUCCAUUCUCCCUUCUUCCCCCCAUUCGCGUUCACACCGCAUCUUGCUGCUUGCUUGCUUGUCCAUCCCAUCCAUCUGCGGGUGAGGUCAACAGGACUACCUUUUCCGAGAUCCUGCUGUUGCUCUCGAAAACCUUCUCAACAACGUCCUAUAUUUCUCCAAAAUGGUCGUCGCUACAAUCAAAUGUGUCGUCGUCGGUGAUGGUGCGGUUGGAAAGACCUGUCUUUUGAUUUCAUACACAACAAACAAGUUUCCUUCUGAAUAUGUCCCGACUGUCUUUGACAAUUAUGCCGUGACUGUCAUGAUCGGCGAUGAACCGUACACUCUUGGUCUUUUCGAUACUGCUGGGCAGGAAGAUUAUGACCGUCUCCGUCCUCUCUCGUACCCUCAGACAGACGUCUUCCUCGUUUGCUUCUCCGUUACUUCGCCCGCCUCCUUUGAGAACGUUCGCGAGAAAUGGUUCCCCGAAGUUCACCACCACUGCCCCGGCGUCCCCUGCCUUAUCGUCGGUACUCAGACUGAUUUGCGCGACGACCCCGGUGUCCGUGAGAAGCUUUCCCGCCAGAAGAUGCACCCGAUUCGCAAGGAGGAUGGAGAUCGCAUGGCCAAGGACCUUGGCGCCGUGAAAUACGUCGAAUGUUCUGCUUUGACUCAGUAUAAGCUCAAGGACGUUUUCGAUGAGGCCAUCGUUGCUGCUCUCGAGCCCGCACCCAAGAAGCCCAAGAGAUGCGUCUUGUUGUAGGCUCUUUCUCAUUUCUUUUGUUUACCGAAAAGGCAUUUCAGUUAUGUCAGGUUCGUACACCUACGCCAGAACAAUCCGAAGCUGGUCGUUAACGGUUCCUCUCAGAUACCACGGGAUGAAUUUGUCUUUGGGGGGGAAGGUUAUGGAUUGAAACGAUCUUGAUCU
Molecule: messenger RNA, 1231 nt
Organism: Aspergillus wentii DTO 134E9
Lineage: Eukaryota; Fungi; Ascomycota; Eurotiomycetes; Eurotiales; Aspergillaceae
Gene: cdc42
Product: Rho family GTPase CDC42
Exons: 4
Coding region: 488-1066 (192 amino acids)
Biological process (GO): small GTPase-mediated signal transduction
Molecular function (GO): GTPase activity; GTP binding
Source: RefSeq, a predicted model, not a curated record